Messenger RNA from Desarmillaria tabescens, 951 nucleotides. RefSeq lists its product as uncharacterized. The record is from RefSeq and is a predicted model, not a curated record. The annotation marks the transcript as partial. Lineage: Eukaryota; Fungi; Basidiomycota; Agaricomycetes; Agaricales; Physalacriaceae. The transcript has 6 exons.
CGAUCUAUUCGGAAUGACAUAUGUCUGGGGCACGACCGUUAGGCUUUCUCUAUACCAUAGAGCAUGUGCUCCAAAGUCGAUGUUUGCAUUUUGGCAUUCAAGGAUAUCCUACACGAUGACAAUGUCUCUUUCCCUUGCAAAUGCAUCACACACAGGGUGUUUACUGUGUUAUGUCGGGCCUCGUAACGUCACAGACAGACAACAGAAAUCGAAGCAGACUACUGAAGACAUAAUCCGAUCUUUCGUACACCAAUUCGACACCACCAACUUGCCGUCUGUCUCGGAUCCCGCACUCGAAGAUCUUUGCAUGAAGGAGGCCGAGCAUAGAGGAUAUGCCCUCGAUGCACUCAGGCCCUACCUAGUGACCGGACUCAACAUUACUGCCUCUGCAUACCAUCAUCUCGACGAUGUCAACGUGAAAGUAUACAUUGCCUUCUACACCACGUUUGCAAUAUACUUCGACGACGUCUAUCCUGAUGACCCCGACGCCCUGGUCGGAGUUCCUAUUUUUACCAAGCACUUUGCAUCCUCAGAGAAGCAGCCAAACAAGAUGCUAGAUGACUUUGCGAACAUCCUGGCAGAAGCCUCCCAGCUGUUUGGCGAAGUGACUGCUGAAUUUCAUCGUCCAGGCGAUCCUCAGAGACACGAAGUAUAUCUGAGCCGGUCACUUGCUCAUCAAAGGCGGCAGACGCACAAAGUUGAAAAAUACGCUGUAUUUCUUCGAGAGCUAAGCGGAAUUGCGGAAGCUUACGCCGUGUUCAUUUUCCCCACCGAGAUGCCAUAUUCCGUAUACAUCGAAGCUCUUCCUCUCCUCCGCGAAGUCAUCUGCUUCAUAAACGACGUCACAUCGUUCAAGGAGGAGCUUGACAGUGACAACCACAAUCUGAUAUCAAUAUUGGCUGAAGCCCGCGGCGAGCCAAAGACGAAGACCCUUUGCAACGUGGCGGAGAA